UAAAAGAUGGGAAAUGACAUGUCAAGAUUGUAUAAAUAAAUUGUCAAAAUCGGUGAACAUGACUAAAAUGACAUUGUUAAUUAGUAUUGCACAUAUGCAUUCAGAUACAUAACGUCACGCAUAUGAACAUGUGAGAAUAUAUAGCCCGUGAACAUUGAAGAUGUCAAAAGCUUGACCUAACAGGAAACUCCAUGGAAGCAACUACCUUCCAAGACAAGCAACAACAACUAACGUAACGUUCUUAUCAUUUUCCAUCCACCUAACCAGAGUUCUCUCUCUAUAUAUAAUAUAUCUCUCCCUAACCAUCACCAAAACCAUUAAUCUCCCCCCAUACGCCAAAGUGUCUCUCUCCUCUAAAUACUAACAAUUCUCAAAGCCACCACAAUCGUCGCCGCCAACACCACCACCUCCGCCACCUCCGCCACCUCCGCCGCCACAGUCCAACAUGUCUCUUAGACCAAGACCAACACCUACCAAGCAACCAUCGAUAUCAGAUGCAGUUUCCAUUACUACCAACCCACCAACCUCCACCACCAGCUCCGAAUCGGAACCUGACACCCCGAAAAGCCCUCAACUACCACAACCCACCCUCUCCCAACGUGCCAUCUCCCAAACCCUAACAAGCACAGCAAACCUAGCCAACCUCCUCCCAACAGGCACCCUCCUCGCCUUCCAACUCCUCACCCCAAUCUUCACCAGCAACGGCUCUUGUGACUCCGCCACGCGCCCCAUGACCCUCAUCCUGCUCCUCCUCUUUGCCCUCUCAUGUUUCAUCGCGUCCCUCACCGACAGCGUCAAGGCCUCUGAUGGACAAGUUUACUACGGCCUGGCAACGACCAAGGGGUUAUUUUUGUUUGACUACCCGGAUGCCUCAGGUUCAGGUCUGCCUGAUUUGAGCAAGUACAAGAUAAGGUUCAUGGAUUUGGUUCAUGCAGUUUUGUCCGUGUUUGUGUUUGGAGCUGUGGCUUUGAGGGACAAGAAUGUUGUGGGGUGCUUCUACCCUACGCCUGGGCGUGAGACUCAGGAGGUUUUAGACAUUGUUCCAGUUGGUAUUGGGCUUAUUUGCAGCUUGCUGUUUGUGGUCUUCCCCACCAAAAGACACGGCAUUGGAUACCCUCUUACAUCUGGCAAAUAAAUUAUCAUUCGUUUUGUUGUUUUAACUUAAAAUUAAUUAAUCUUUUUAAUCACGUCUACCCCUCUGUUUUGCGUGGAAGGGUUGUUUAAUCUUUGUUGACAUCUCUCUUAAUUGAAUUAUUAAUUAAGUUUAGCUGAAAGUGCAAGGAACAUGUACAAUUGUCCUUUUUGGCAGAUCAUGAAUAAACCAAUGACAUGUGUAGUUUGAUUUGAUUCCUUCAA
Molecule: messenger RNA, 1356 nt
Organism: Prunus persica (peach)
Lineage: Eukaryota; Viridiplantae; Streptophyta; Magnoliopsida; Rosales; Rosaceae
Exons: 1
Coding region: 446-1135 (229 amino acids)
Biological process (GO): endomembrane system organization
Source: RefSeq, a predicted model, not a curated record